This is a messenger RNA of Musa acuminata AAA Group (dessert banana), 666 nucleotides long. Its product is annotated as protein GOS9-like. NCBI's taxonomy places the organism in Eukaryota, Viridiplantae, Streptophyta, Magnoliopsida, Zingiberales, Musaceae. The coding region runs from base 57 to 485 and encodes 142 amino acids. The record is from RefSeq and is a predicted model, not a curated record. The transcript is spliced from 3 exons. Gene Ontology annotation, molecular function: carbohydrate binding.
GCAGCAUCCACCGUCUUCCCUAAGUUUCUUCCUGUGCAAAAGAAAGGAGUCUGCAAAUGGCGGGAGAGAUCAAGGUGGGGCUGUGGGGUGGCAACGGAGGGUCUGAAUGGGACAUGGGGGCUGCCGACCGCAUCACCGAAAUCAAGAUUGGCGCCGUAGAGGCCAUCGACGCCAUCGUGAUCACCUUCAUCCGUAAUGAUCAGACGGAGACCAAGCACUUCGGCAGCAUCGAUUUCAAACCCUACGUGAUUUCUCUGCAAGAGGACGAGUAUCUUGUGGGCGUCGAGGGGUCUGUGGAUACGAUGUGGGGAUUAACUCUGGUGAGGAACCUGACGCUGAGGACCAACAAGGACAGCUAUGGACCUUUCGGCUCCAGUGGCGGAAUACCUUUCUCUGUUCCGCUAGUCUCGGGUAAGAUCAUUGGCUUCUUUGGACGUGCGGGCGAAAUGAUUGAGGCCAUCGGAGUUUACCUGGCACCGAACUAGACCCCUUGGACUGAUACUGCUGCUUCAAUAAAUGAGUCUUGCUAAUACUUGGACUCCAUAAUAAAUGAACUGAAAUGAACUGUUACUGUCAUCGUACUCCCUCCGUCUCCUCCUUGUAGUCAAAGUUGGAGGUUAUCAUGAAUAAAAUAAAUAAAGGUCCAGUUUGAAUAAAAUAAAUAAA